This is a messenger RNA of Entrophospora candida, 1494 nucleotides long. The record is from the annotation of a GenBank genome assembly. Lineage: Eukaryota; Fungi; Glomeromycota; Glomeromycetes; Entrophosporales; Entrophosporaceae.
AUGCCUGAACUACCUGAAGUUGAAACUGUUCGUCAAAUAUUAAGGUCUGAAAUACUUGGAAAAAUUGUUCAAAAAAUAGAAAUUUACAAGCCAAAGGAUGAGACAAAAAUACGAAAGAGUAUGAUUAAAGAAAUCAAAAGAAGCAAAACCCAUGUAUUAAUUAGUCAUUUAGGAAUGACUGGAAAGUAUUUUGUAGAAGAGAAACUAAUCACUCCGGAACAAAAAAAAUUAUUUAACAAGCACAACAGCGAGGAAGCGAGAGUUUUAACUUUUCACUUAGGAAGCAAGCAAAGUCCUACAAAAUUAAUUUACUGUGAUGCCCGCCGGUUCGGGAGUUUUCGCUUACAAAGUUUUGAGGAUUACAAAAAAUUAAAGCCUUAUAAAAAUAUUGGGACUGAUUUGCUUGAAGAGACAGUAGAUAUUGACCUACUAUUCAAAAGCUACCAAAAACGUAAAGUUCCCAUUAAGCCUGCUUUAUUAGAUCAAGAUAUAAUUAGUGGAAUUGGCAAUAUUUACGCUUCAGAAAUACUUUUUGAUACUAAAAUUCAUCCCUUAAAAAAAACUAAUCAACUUACUAAAUUAGAAGUAAAAAAUAUAGUUUCUUCGGCUCAAACUAUUUUAAAAAAGGCUCGAAAUUUUGAAGGAACUUCGGAAUUUGAUUUUAAUGGAAAAAAAUACCUUCUUUGUAACCUAGCAGGUCACAAUAUUAGCAGCAGUUUAGUCAAAUACCAAACUCUAUUAAUUUGUCCCGACGAUAAAUCAAUUUUAGCUUCUCAUAUUAAAAAUGACCCGUAUGCAGAAGUAUGUUUUACUGUUCCGGUUUCUAACCUUAAAUUUAGACUGAACUUUCACCAAAGACCAAAAAGAACUUAUCCGUUUAGUGCCUUUCAAAUUAAAGAUACUAACCAAGUAGAAAAAGUGGAACUAGAAAAACCGAGCUUCCAGCAAAUGGGUAAAUAUCCACCGGCUCAGUUUACUUUUAAAGUUAUUAGUCAAAAGAAAGGCGAAGUAGACGAAAAGGGAGAAUAUAAACAUGAACUAGAAAUUGAACCUUUUUCGCUGGGAAUAGAAGGCUUACCAGAAAUUUCCCGAAUUAUUUUUGACUUUAGUUCUCCUCCGACCGGAGCAAUAGAAGUUGUUGAAAGAAUUAAAGAUACCUGGUUAUACAAUACGCCAGAAUUAUUAACCGAAAAAGACAAUAAAGCCUUAAAAUUUUAUAGUUUGCAUGAUUUCGAUUUGGAUAGUUUUCAGGAAAAGCCGGCCGAGGAUAAUUCCAAUAAUUCUCCUGUUUAUAAUGCUCUUAAAACCAAAAUGCUCCAAUACUACGAUACUGGGGAAGCCAAGAAGCAUGGACAAUAUAACAUUACUGACCAAAAUGGCGAGGAGGUAUAUUUACAAGAAUAUUUAAACUUUGAGCGAACAGAGGAAAGAAAAUUUUAUAAAGAAAUCCGAGCGGCCAUAAUUAACAAUAUCAAGCAAAACCCGGCUGAAUGA